Molecule: messenger RNA, 495 nt
Organism: Homarus americanus (American lobster)
Lineage: Eukaryota; Metazoa; Arthropoda; Malacostraca; Decapoda; Nephropidae
Product: glycine-rich cell wall structural protein 1.8-like
Exons: 1
Source: RefSeq, a predicted model, not a curated record
AGGUCGGUAAUAGUUUCCUUGGCUGUGGGUCUCUUGAUCGUGACCUGCCUCGCCAUGCCAGAUGACAGUGGCGGCCACGGUGGUGAUGGUGGCGGCUAUGGUAGAUCCGGUGGCGGAGGUGGCUAUAGUGGCUCCAGUGGAGGAGGUGGUUAUGGUGGCUCCAGUGGCGGAGGCGGUUAUGGUGGCUCCACUGGCGGAGGCGGCUAUGGUAGCUCUAGUGGCGGAAGUGGCUAUUCUGGCUCCAGUGACGGAGGCGGCUAUGGUGGUUCCAGUGGUGGAGGUGCAUAUGGUGGCUAUGGUAGCUCCUGUGGCGACGUCGGUCAUGGUGCCUCCAUUGGCGGAGGCGGCUUCGGUAGCUCCGGUUGUGGAGGCAGCUAUGGUGGCUCCAAUGGCGGGGGCGGCUAUGGUAGCUCCAGUGCCGGAAAUGGCUAUUCUGGUUCUAGUGGCGGAGGCGGCUAUGGUAACUCCGAUGGAAGUUAUGGAAAAUAUAUGUAA